This is a messenger RNA of Hibiscus syriacus, 2815 nucleotides long. Its product is annotated as F-box/LRR-repeat protein 15-like. Gene Ontology annotation, molecular function: protein binding. The transcript has 18 exons. Bases 1 to 2754 code for a protein of 917 amino acids. The record is from RefSeq and is a predicted model, not a curated record. NCBI's taxonomy places the organism in Eukaryota, Viridiplantae, Streptophyta, Magnoliopsida, Malvales, Malvaceae.
AUGGGCGUACGACAGCCGACAUUCGGGCUGUUCGGUGCACCAUUCCAUGAUGCAGUUCCUGACAGAUCAUGUGAGAGUAGCGCCUCCGCUCCAACUGCCAUUGAAGAUAGUGAGAGCCAUGAUUCGUAUCAUAAGCGACCCAAAGUGUACUCUGGUUUUCAUGAGAGCUCGUCUUGUCCUGUGAUAGGGAGAUAUUAUAACAUUAACCAAGGCUCAUCAAAUUCAUCUAAUAAUGGGAUAUUUGAUCACAAUUUCAUUUUGAAUGGUGGGAGUGAUGAGUUUUCUUUUAGUGGCAAUGAUGAGAUAGGUGAGAAACAUGAGGGUGGUUUGAGGGAGGAAGAUUUUGAAAUCCGGAUCGAUCUGACUGAUGACUUAUUGCAUAUGGUAUUCUCAUUCUUGGACCAUUGUAAUCUUUGUCACGCUUCUAUGGUUUGUAGGCAGUGGCGAUCAGUUAGUGCUCAUGAGGAGUUUUGGAGGUGCCUGAAUUUUGAAAACCGGAAUAUAUCUCUUGAACAAUUUGAGGACAUGUGUCAACGAUAUCCGAAUGCCACUGAAGUGAAUCUUAGUGGCACUCGUAAUAUGCACCUGCUAGCUAUGAGAGCUGUCUCUUCAUUACGAAAUAUCGAGGCUUUAACAUUGGGAAGAGGCCAACUAGGGGAUGCUUUUUUCCAUGCAUUGGUAGAAUGUAGUAUGUUACGGAGUUUGGAUGUGAAUGAUGCUUUUCUCGGCAAUGGUGUUCAAGAAAUAGCUAUUAACCAUGAUCGAUUGUGUGAUCUGAAAGUAACAAAAUGCCGUGUGAUGCGUCUAUCUAUCAGGUGUCCACAGCUAAAAAGUUUGUCUUUGAAACGUAGUAAUAUGGCACAGGUGGCCCUGAAUUGCCCUCUUAUAAAUCUGCUUGACAUAUGCUCAUGCCACAAACUUAUAGAUGCAGCAAUUCGUUCGGCAGUGAUUUCUUGCCCCCAAUUAGAAUCUUUAGACAUGUCGAAUUGUUCUUGUGUUAGUGAUGAGACAUUGCGUGAGAUAGCUCACAGUUGUGCAAAUCUCCAUGUUUUGAAUUCUUCUUAUUGUCCUAACAUAUCACUUGAGUCUGUAAGACUGCCAAUGUUGAUGGUUCUUAAACUUGACAGCUGCGAAGCUAUCACAUCAGCCUCAAUGGCUGCAAUAGCCCAUAGUUAUAUGUUGGAGGAGCUGGAGCUUGAUAAUUGCCACAUGCUAACAUCAGUGUCAUUGGAUCUUCCUCGUCUGCAGAAAAUUCGAUUGGUUCACUGUCGAAAAUUUGCCGAGUUGAAUUUACAAUGUUUCAUGUUAUCAUCUGUGACGGUGUCCAAUUGCACUGCCCUUCAGCGUGUUAGCAUCAGUUCAAAUUCACUUCAAAAAUUAGCGUUGCAGAAGCAGGAAAACUUGACAAUGUUGGCGCUGCAAUGUCAGUGUUUGCUAGAAGUUGACCUAACAGAUUGUGCAUCUUUGACAAAUUCUAUAUGCAAUGUAUUUAGUAAUGGUGGUGGUUGCCCUAUGCUAAAACCAUUAGUUCUGGAUAACUGUGAGAGCUUGACAGUAGUGCAGUUAUCCGGUACCUCUUUAGUCAACCUUUCUCUGGUUGGUUGUCGUGCUAUUACUGCUCUGGAUCUUGCAUGUCCUUGUCUUGAGAAAAUUUGCUUCGAUGGUUGUGAGCAUCUUGAGAGAGCAUCAUUUUGUCCUGCUUCUCUUUGGUCACUUAACCUCGGAAUAUGCCCCAAAUUGAACACACUCAAAAUUGAUGCUCCAUGUAUGGUGUCACUUGAGUUGAAAGGAUGCGGCGUUUUGUCUGAAGCAUCAAUAAAUUGUCCCCUAUUGACAUCACUUGAUGCUUCCUUUUGCAGCCAACUCAAGGAUGAUUUCUUAUCUGCAACCACUGCUUACUGCCCUCUGAUUGAGUCAUUAAUAUUGAUGUCUUGCCCUUCUAUUGGUUCCGACGGUUUUUUCUCUUUGCGAUGGCUUCCGAAUUUAACUACACUUGAUUUGUCGUAUACCUUUUUGACGAAUUUGCAGCCAGUUUUUGAGUCUUGUUUGCGGCUGAAGGUGUUAAAAUUACAAGCAUGCAAAUAUCUAGCAGACACAUCACUGGAGCCUCUUUACAAGGAAGGCGCUUUACAAGAAUUCCGGGAUUUGGACUUGUCAUACAGUACCCUGUGCCAGUCUGCCAUAGAAGAGCUUCUUGCUUAUUGCUCACAUCUUACCCAUGUGAGCUUGAAUGGAUGUAAAAAUAUGCAUGACCUUAAUUGGGGUUCUACUGGUGUUGGAUUUGAGUCACUAUGUGUACACAAUGGAUCUAGUACGUUUUCUUUUGAGAAUUUCUAUGAACCCAUCGAGCAGCGGAACCGUUUACUGCAGAACCUCAACUGUGUAGGUUGUCCAAAUAUUAGGAGAGUGCUCAUCCCGGAAGCUGUACGAUGCUUACAUUUGUCAGCCCUAAAUCUUUCUUUGUCCACCAAUUUAAAGGAAGUUGACCUGGAUUGUUACGAAUUAUCCUUUCUUAAUCUAAGCAACUGUUGCUCUUUGGAAGUUUUGAAGCUGGGAUGUCCUAAGCUUACCAGUCUGUUCCUUCAGUCUUGCAACAUCGAGGAAGAAACAGUUGAAACUGCCAUAUCACAGUGUAGCAUGCUGGAGACUUUGGAUGUUCGCUUUUGUCCGAAGAUUUGCUCAAUGAACAUGGGGAGGCUACGUUCGAUUUGUCCGAGCUUGAAGCGAAUAUUCAGUAGCUUUUCACCUGCAUGAUGAGAUUGUUGUGAAAAAAUUUUAUUCCCCGCCGGAAGUUGAUAAUGCCUCUAUUUUUGUA